Temnothorax curvispinosus is the source of this 1942-nucleotide messenger RNA. Its product is annotated as glutathione synthetase-like. Gene Ontology annotation, cellular component: cytosol. Gene Ontology annotation, molecular function: ATP binding; glutathione binding; glutathione synthase activity. Gene Ontology annotation, biological process: positive regulation of mitochondrial translation; glutathione biosynthetic process. Lineage: Eukaryota; Metazoa; Arthropoda; Insecta; Hymenoptera; Formicidae. The record is from RefSeq and is a predicted model, not a curated record. The transcript is spliced from 5 exons. The coding region runs from base 301 to 1785 and encodes 494 amino acids.
ACCGCCGAGGAAUAUAAUUUGGAAGCUUUAGCUUACGGCCUGUUGGAUCAACAGUUGUAUAUUCCUAGUAAAAUAUCUACAUCGACCGAUCCUACACUGAGUGUAUCGACCUUUUCGAGUUUAUCACUGUCCCGUUCGCCCGUUUGAUUCGUCGCUCAAUCAUGCUCGUGCAUAUAAAGAGCAGACAGUUAAUUGGAAUCGUCAGUGCUAUCAGACACCAUACUUAAGUUGUCGACUGGUAAGCUUGUGAUUACACGAGAAUUUCGUGUGAAAUUUGAGUGUGAAAUUUUUAUCUCAAAGAUGAAGGAAGACACGCAAGCGACAAUGAAACUGCCUAUCUCUCUGGAUUUGCCAAAAGAAGAAUUGGAGGAAUUAGUAGACAAAGCGAAGGAUUGGGCGCUCAUGAAUGGAAUGUGCUUGAGAUCGAAAAAAAAUUUCGACAGAGAUGUUUUGCAAUUCGCGCCGUUCACGCUUUUCCCGUCGCCAUUCCCCCGAGAGGAGUUUCAUAACGCCUGUAAUAUCCAGAUCAUUUUGAAUGUACUCAUACAUAGAGUAGCUCACGAUUACGAUUUUUUAAAAGAUACUUUGCAAGAGACUGUAAAGGUGGAUGACUUUACUAAAAACUUGUUCAAUAUCUAUGAGAUUAUUCGCAAGGAAGGGACCGCACAGAAAAUAUCCCUUGGCAUGCUACGCUCAGAUCUUAUGUUGGACACAAGUUGUCCCAAGAAAGACACUAAAAGGCUCAAGUCUCACUGUUGCUGGAAGCAAGUUGAGAUAAAUACAAUUGCAUCUGGAUUUGGUUGGCUAGGACCCGCGUCUACGCAACUACAUAAGUUUGUCUUGCAAGAGCUCGGCUACACGGCCGAGCUGAAAAAUCUUCCUGAAAAUAAUGCUCUACAAGCACUGUGUUCGGGUUUGACAGAAGCGUGGAAUCUAUACGGCGACUCACAAGCAGUUAUUUUAUUUGUUAUCGAAGAUAUUACGUACAAUAUUUGCGAUCAACGUUUUCACGAGUAUGAAAUACGAAAGCAGAAUCCGAAUAUAAAAGUAAUUCGUAGAAAUCUGACGCAAUUAGCGGCCACUGCGAGACUGGGCUCCAAUAUGGAGCUAAUGGUGAACAAUUAUGUCGUGGCGGUAGUUUACUAUAGAUGCGGCUACGAGCCCGGUCAGUAUCACACUCAAAAAGAAUGGGACGCGAGGUUGCUGAUCGAGAGGUCAUUAGCAAUCAAAUGCCCGAGUAUUCAAUAUCACUUGGCCGGCACGAAGAAGGUUCAACAAACUCUCGCAAAGCCCGGCAUGGUUGCACGUUUCUUAAAGGAUGAGAAGACGGCGGCGAAAGUCAAAGAAGUAUUCACUGGUCUUUAUCCUCUGGACUUUGACAAAUAUGGGGACGCCGCUGUAGAAAUGGGUAUCUCGAAUCCUCAGCGUUUCGUGUUGAAACCACAGAGAGAAGGCGGUUGUAAUAACUUGUACGGGACAGAUAUCAAGGAUUUUCUGGAAUCUGUGAAAUCUAAAGAAACUCGAGUAGCUUGGAUUCUUAUGGAUCGGAUUUAUCCACCGGUGCACAGAAAUUAUGUUGUGAAAUAUGGAAACGGAUAUAUGAAUUUAGAGACGAAAGAGCUAGUCUCGGAGUUAGGCAUAUUCGGCGUUAUCAUUGGAGACGAUAAGAAUAUUAUACUGAACAAACAAGCUGGUCACAUGUUGAGAACUAAAUUAUCCACUGAUAAUGAAGGCGGUGUAGCGAGCGGUCUAGGUGCUUGCGACAGCCCGUUUUUAAUCGACUGAUGCAUAAAAUGAAUUGAAUUGCAAAAAUUAUACUCGUUAUGCAGCUACGUUACGUCAUUCCUUUUUUAAAGCAAUACACUGUCUUCUAUCAUAAAUCUGAAAUUUGUAUGAAUUGAAAUUUUAUACGUUUUAUACAUUUUAUACAUUUAUAAGUACA